AGAAAAAGUAAGCCACAGCCAGCACCGCAGACUGGAGGAGUCUGCAGUGUGCCUAACGCGUAUUAGAGGGACCGAGGCGGGGCGGGGCUGGCGAAGCGCGAGGACCCGGGGCCGAGGUGUGGGGCUGACCAUAGAGUGCCGGACGCCGGUGUGAACAUACACUAUCUGCUCCUGUAGUGCCCAGGCCCGUGCCGGGGAGUCCCCGGAGCUACCGUUAUCGAGACUCUCAUUCCUAUUGCCCUGCGGCUUUAAUCUUUCGAGUGUAGGGGAAAAAUUGAACCCUAAAGACAGGCAGCUCCUAGGCACCAGCACAGGAAAUAAGCAAUGGAGGUGGGGUCCUUUGCUCGCGCCGAAAUUCAAAGGAAUAAAUAGUUCCGGCGCGGGUGUUGAGAGCGGUGUGGCAGGUGUAGCCGCUAUGGUGAAGUUCGCUUCGUAGCGGCCCCGGCUAGAGAGUUGGCCUGUUCCCUGCCUUUGUGACCCGGAGGAGCUUUUGGGAACUGGUUUGUGGCCUGUUUGAUUCCUGUCAGAGGUUUGCUGACCCAAGACAGUAUCGAAAAUGCAUAUUAAGUCAAUUAUUCUAGAGGGAUUCAAGUCCUAUGCUCAGAGGACCGAAGUCAAUGGUUUUGACCCCCUCUUCAAUGCUAUCACUGGCUUAAAUGGUAGUGGGAAAUCCAACAUAUUGGACUCCAUCUGUUUUUUGCUGGGCAUCUCCAACCUGUCUCAGGUUCGGGCUUCUAAUUUACAAGAUUUAGUUUACAAAAAUGGGCAGGCUGGUAUUACCAAAGCCUCUGUGUCAAUCACUUUUGAUAAUUCUGACAAAAAGCAAAGUCCUUUAGGAUUUGAGGUUCAUGAUGAAAUCACAGUAACAAGGCAGGUGGUUAUUGGUGGUAGAAAUAAAUAUUUAAUCAAUGGAGUCAAUGCCAACAACACCAGAGUACAGGAUCUCUUCUGUUCUGUUGGCCUUAAUGUUAACAACCCUCACUUUCUCAUCAUGCAGGGCCGAAUUACAAAAGUAUUGAAUAUGAAACCUCCAGAGAUUUUAUCCAUGAUAGAAGAAGCAGCUGGAACCAGGAUGUAUGAAUACAAAAAAAUAGCUGCACAGAAAACUAUAGAAAAAAAGGAGGCUAAGCUGAAAGAAAUUAAGACGAUACUUGAAGAAGAGAUUACUCCAACCAUUCAAAAAUUAAAAGAGGAAAGAUCGUCCUACUUGGAGUACCAAAAAGUAAUGAGAGAAAUAGAACAUUUGAGUCGUUUAUAUAUUGCUUAUCAGUUUUUGCUGGCUGAAGAUACCAAAGUACGCUCAGCUGAGGAAUUAAAAGAAAUGCAAGAUAAAGUUAUAAAGCUUCAGGAAGAAUUGUCUGAGAAUGAUAAAAAAAUAAAAGCACUUAAUCAUGAAAUAGAAGAAUUGGAAAAAAGAAAAGAUAAGGAAACUGGAGGUAUACUUCGAUCUUUAGAAGAUGCUCUUGCAGAGGCUCAGCGAGUUAAUACUAAAUCUCAAAGCGCAUUUGAUCUCAAGAAGAAAAAUCUGGCAUGUGAGGAAAGCAAACGCAAAGAGCUGGAAAAAAAUAUGGUUGAGGACGCGAAAACUUUAGCAGCAAAGGAAAAAGAGGUUAAAAAGAUAACAGAUGGACUGCAUGCCCUUCAAGAAGCAAGUAAUAAAGAUGCUGAAGCUCUGGCAGCUGCACAGCAGCACUUCAAUGCUGUUUCCGCUGGCCUGUCCAGUAAUGAAGAUGGAGCAGAAGCAACUCUUGCUGGUCAAAUGAUGGCCUGUAAAAAUGAUAUAAGUAAAGCUCAGACAGAAGCCAAACAGGCUCAGAUGAAGUUGAAGCAUGCUCAACAGGAAUUAAAGAAUAAACAAGCUGAAGUUAAGAAGAUGGAUAGUGGCUACAGGAAGGAUCAAGAAGCUCUAGAAGCUGUAAAAGGACUUAAAGAAAAACUUGAAGCUGAAAUGAAAAAGCUAAAUUAUGAAGAAAAUAAAGAGGAAAGCCUUUUGGAAAAGCGCAGGCAGCUGUCUCGUGAUAUUGGUAGAUUGAAAGAAACAUAUGAAGCUCUAUUAGCCAGAUUUCCCAAUCUUCGAUUUGCAUACAAGGAUCCAGAGAAGAACUGGAAUAGAAAUUGUGUGAAAGGACUUGUGGCUUCUCUGAUUAGUGUGAAAGACACUUCUGCGACCACAGCUUUAGAAUUAGUGGCUGGAGAACGACUCUACAAUGUUGUAGUAGACACAGAAGUUACUGGUAAAAAGCUACUAGAAAGGGGGGAACUGAAACGUCGAUACACUAUAAUUCCACUCAAUAAAAUUUCAGCCAGAUGUAUUGCACCAGAAACUCUGAGAGUUGCUCAGGAUCUUGUUGGCCCUGACAACGUUCAUGUGGCUCUUUCCCUGGUUGAAUAUAAACCAGAACUUCAGAAAGCAAUGGAGUUUGUCUUUGGAACAACAUUUGUUUGUGACAAUAUGGAUAAUGCCAAAAAAGUGGCCUUUGAUAAGAGGAUAAUGACUAGAACUGUAACUCUCGGAGGUGAUGUGUUUGAUCCUCAUGGGACAUUGAGUGGAGGUGCUCGAUCCCAGGCAGCUUCUAUUUUAACCAAGUUUCAAGAACUCAAAGAUGUUCAGGAUGAACUGAGAAUCAAAGAGAAUGAGCUGCGGGCUCUAGAAGAGGAAUUAGCAGGUCUUAAAAACACUGCUGAAAAGUAUCGCCAGCUAAAACAGCAGUGGGAGAUGAAAACUGAAGAGGCAGAUUUAUUACAAACCAAGCUGCAGCAAAGCUCAUAUCACAAGCAACAAGAAGAAUUAGAUGCCCUUAAAAAAACCAUUGAGGAAAGUGAGGAGACUUUGAAAAACACUAAAGAAAUCCAAAGAAAAGCAGAAGAAAAAUAUGAAGUAUUGGAAAAUAAAAUGAAAAAUGCAGAAGCUGAAAGAGAGCAAGAACUGAAAGAUGCUCAGAAAAAACUGGAUUGUGCCAAAACAAAGGCAGAUGCAUCUAGCAAGAAGAUGAAAGAAAAACAACAGGAAGUUGAAGCUAUCACUCUGGAACUGGAAGAGCUCAAGAGAGAGCAUACAUCUUACAAACAACAGCUUGAAGCUGUAAAUGAAGCUAUCAAAUCCUAUGAAAGUCAGAUUGAAGUAAUGGCAGCUGAGGUGGCUAAAAAUAAGGAGUCAGUAAAUAAAGCUCAAGAAGAGGUGACCAAGCAAAAAGAGGUGAUAACAGCCCAAGACACUGUAAUUAAAGCUAAAUAUGCAGAAGUGGCAAAACACAAGGAGCAAAACAAUGAUUCUCAGCUUAAAAUUAAGGAAUUAGACCACAACAUCAGCAAACAUAAACGGGAGGCUGAAGAUGGUGCUGCAAAGGUAUCCAAAAUGUUGAAAGAUUAUGACUGGAUUAAUGCAGAGAGACACCUCUUUGGCCAACCCAAUAGUGCCUAUGAUUUCAAGACUAACAACCCUAAAGAAGCCGGUCAGAGACUUCAGAAGUUGCAAGAAAUGAAGGAGAAACUAGGAAGAAAUGUCAAUAUGAGAGCUAUGAAUGUAUUGACAGAAGCUGAAGAGCGAUACAAUGACUUGAUGAAGAAGAAGAGAAUUGUAGAAAAUGACAAAUCCAAAAUUCUUACAACUAUAGAAGACCUUGACCAGAAGAAAAACCAAGCCCUAAAUAUUGCAUGGCAAAAGGUGAACAAGGACUUUGGGUCUAUUUUUUCUACUCUUUUGCCUGGUGCUAAUGCUAUGCUUGCACCACCAGAGGGUCAAACUGUUUUGGAUGGUCUGGAGUUCAAGGUUGCCUUAGGAAAUACCUGGAAAGAAAACCUAACUGAACUUAGUGGUGGUCAGAGGUCUUUAGUGGCCUUGUCAUUAAUACUGUCCAUGCUUCUCUUCAAACCUGCUCCAAUUUAUAUCCUUGAUGAGGUAGAUGCAGCCUUGGAUCUUUCUCAUACCCAAAACAUUGGACAGAUGCUGCGUACUCAUUUCACACAUUCUCAGAAUAAAUUUAAGAAAAAUACCUGUAUGAGCAGUAUGUACAACGUGAAUGUUACCUUAAAGAAGAACCUCAACCAUGUGAAGAGAGGAUUCAUUGUGGUGGUGGCGGUUUUGGCAUUUCAAGUAAGCUCACAGGAAAUGCAAAGCAAAGACAUGAAAUUUUCUCUUCCAAUAGGGUGGCAUAAUCUAAAGGCCAACAUUCCCACAGAUGAUAAACAUAGAUUCUGGGCAAAAUACUAGAAACAACUACCUGAGAGUUCAGGAAACAAGAAAAAAUAGAAAGAUUUUGGAUGGGAGAUAAAAUACGGAGGAAGAGACAGGCACAAGCUAAGGUUAAUGUUUUUAACCUAAGUACCAGCUAUAGUCAUGAUGCAGCUGUAGGACAGCUAAGGCUGCAGUGGAAGCCUGGGGUCUUUCUGGUCUGGAGAACUAAAAGAUGGGAUCUGGGCUAACCACAGCUUCCAGAAAGUGAAGGAGAUGUCUCAGAAGGGAUAAACGAGGACCUGGAGAAAGAGGUCCCCAGACUUACUAGAUGAAGUCAGCCAAAGUAAUUAACCUCUGAACUCUGUAGAUACAGAACAUGUCAAAGAUAAAGCCAGAUACUAGUUAAAACAGUAAGGAUAGAUUUAAAUCAGUAACAUACUCUUGCAAUAAGAAGAGUCCAGUAUGAACUGAACUCAAUUUUGAUUUGUAUUGAGGUGACUGGGUGUCUUAAAGGGAGAAUGAGGGAAUAGAGGAGGAUAAGUGGGGGCUUAGAGUCGGGGAUAUAAACAGGAAAGGGAAUUGGUUGAUGUGAAACCCAUUUAGAUUUGUUAACUGGCUCUAAUGCCAAGGUAGGCUCUUACCCGCCCACAGAGACUGGGACUCUACCUUCAAGUGUUGGUUGGAAGAAACAGUAAACUCUUAGCAACCUUGAGUUUUCUCAGGAGUUGACUUUCAGGAGGAGGAUAGUCAACCUAUGGAUGUGGCUUUGAGCUGUUAGAAACUGCUAGUGUUUUUUUCAGAUCUUUACAGGCAAAGGUUUAUUUAGACGUAGAAAGGGCUCAGAGGAACCUGGCUAGAACUUCAUCAAAGAGAAUCUUUGUGAAACAGACAAGCAGUUUGCAGUUUACCCUAAUAAAAUUGAAUUGUGAUUUGAACUGCCACCUGCAAGACCGUUCCCUAGGUGACCUUGGACUAACACACUUCUCCCCACUUCUCACUAGUUGUCAAAAAGAACAGCCUUGCUAUCUGGUCAGGUGAAUGACAACCAAGUGGAAAAAGAUCUGUGGGGUUACAAGGAGUAUGGCAAAAGGUUGCUAACUGGCAAGGACAAAUACAUGUCACCUGUGGAUACUGGGAAUACCAUAGCCACCUUUUAGGGAAACUUAAAUUAUGUUUUUGGAUACCGUGUAAAACUUUGCAGUGACAAGGAACCUCCUUUACUGCCCAAGGAACAUGACAGCAGGCACACUCAUGGAAUACAAUGGGUUUUCCAUGCACCCUGUCAUCCUCAGUCCAAUAGAGCUGUUGAACAAUGGAAAGCCAGCUCACAACGAGUGAAGGAAGGACAUCAAGAUAGCCUACAAGUGGGGUGGUACCACCCCAUCCGAAUACAGCAGUAUGGACACUGAACACUGUGCUCCAGGGCAAGGGAACCACAUGAUUGCAGCACAUGUUGAGAAGCACUGAGCUUGGAGGUGGAGGAGGUACAGGUGGACCAGAUGACAGCCUCUGCCUGUGAAAUCCAAAUUCCAGUGUUCCCAGCCAUUUUCUCUUUUUAGAGUGCACAUCCUGUGGGUGGUUUGCAGUUAAGGCUGCCACAGUACCCCAAAAGGCCCCCCUAACUCUUAAUCUGGAGUCAGCGUUUCCCUCAGGUGCACUCCCUGUGGGAUCCCUCAAGGGUGGAAACAGGACCAAGAAAUACCAGGAUGCUAGAGUCCCUCUAAUAGUGCCAGGGACAUCUGAUCCUUCCAUUUAGCUGGGCAAUGUCAGACAUGUCAUCAUUCAAGAAGUGACUUCCCUUCCUGGACUGGAUGGCUGAGGCUGAAAUGUCUGAGGCAUUUCAAGGGUAGUACCACAGGAUAUGGUAAUGUUUAUAGUAUACAGUGUGAUGUUUUGAUAUUUGUAUGUUAUGGAAUGAUUACCACAAUCAAGCUAAUUAACAUAUCUCACAUAAUUACCUUUUUGUGUGUAUGGUGAGAACAUUAAGAUGUAUUCUUCUGGCAAAUUUUAAAUAUAUAACAGUAUUAGCUAUAGUCACCAUGCUGUACAGCAGAUCUCCAGAACUUAUUCAUCAUGCAUACCUAUGACUUUGUAUUCUUUGAUAAACAUCUCCUCACUUCCCCUGCUCCCCAGCCCUUGGCAACCACAUUCUACUCCCUGGUUCUAUGAGUUUGACUUUUUAAGAUUUUACAAAUGAGUGAGAUCAUUAGAGUAUUUGUCUUUCUGUGCCUCUUUGAUUUCGCUUAGCAUUAUCCCUUCUAUGUUAAUACAUGUCACAAAUAACAUUUCCUUUUUAACGCUAAA
Messenger RNA from Gorilla gorilla gorilla (western lowland gorilla), 6478 nucleotides. It is a transcript of the gene SMC2, whose product is annotated as structural maintenance of chromosomes 2. Gene Ontology annotation, cellular component: chromosome. The coding region runs from base 557 to 4210 and encodes 1217 amino acids. Gene Ontology annotation, biological process: chromosome organization. Lineage: Eukaryota; Metazoa; Chordata; Mammalia; Primates; Hominidae. The record is from RefSeq and is a predicted model, not a curated record. The transcript has 25 exons. Gene Ontology annotation, molecular function: ATP hydrolysis activity; protein binding; ATP binding.